AUGGGGAAACUGAGGCUAAGAAAGGUCAUGCGCCCACGGGCCUGGUAGGCCCCACAGGUGGGAUGUGGCUGAGCUGAAACCCUCCCUCCCAGGCCUCCCGACUGCGUGUACGGGUGUUGGUGAGGCGAGUUGGCAAACUCCUACUCAUCCUUCAGAAGCCUCAGGCAGCGCCCGGCCUGGAAGCCUCCUCUGGUCCUCUGCAGGCAUUGUUGGGCGCUUCCUGUUCUGAAACCCACAGGGGCAGCUGGCGCGUUCCCUCGCUUACCAGCCUCCUUGCAGGGGUCACCCAGCGCACAGUCUUGGCGAGCAGCCACAAGGGCUGGAACCCAGAGAUGAGAGUGCCCAGGGGAGAUGCGAGCCCCGCCGGGCCCCCGCUGACCGGUCGCUGAGGCAGGCCCGCGCCCCCGGGCCCAGCAUGCGCCUGUCGGCGCGGAGGGCGCUGCUGGCCGCCGGCUGCACCCUGGCCCUGCUGCUGGCCGUCCAGGUGGGCCAGCAGGUGCUGGAGUGCCGCGCGGCGCUGGGGGGCCCGCGCAGCCCCCGGCGGGCCAUGCGGCCGGAGCAGGAGGACCUGGUGGUGGUGGGCGCCGACCGCGUGGAGUACCGCUACGGCAAGGCCAUGCCGCUCAUCUUCGUGGGCGGCGUGCCCCGCAGUGGCACCACGCUCAUGCGCGCCAUGCUGGACGCCCACCCCGAGGUGCGCUGCGGCGAGGAGACGCGGAUCAUCCCCCGCGUGCUGGCCAUGCGCCAGGCCUGGUCCAAGUCCGGCCGCGAGAAGCUGCGGCUGGACGAGGCGGGCGUGACGGACGAGGUGCUGGACGCCGCCAUGCAGGCCUUCAUCCUGGAGGUGAUCGCCAAGCACGGCGAGCCGGCGCGCGUGCUGUGCAACAAGGACCCCUUCACGCUCAAGUCCUCCGUCUACCUGUCGCGCCUGUUCCCCAACUCCAAGUUCCUGCUGAUGGUGCGGGACGGCCGGGCGUCCGUGCACUCCAUGAUCACGCGCAAGGUCACCAUCGCCGGCUUUGACCUCAGCAGCUACCGCGACUGCCUCACCAAGUGGAACAAGGCCAUCGAGGUGAUGUACGCCCAGUGCAUGGAGGUGGGCAAGGACAAGUGCCUGCCCGUGUACUAUGAGCAGCUGGUGCUGCACCCCAGGCGCUCCCUCAAGCUCAUCCUGGACUUCCUGGGCAUCUCCUGGAGCGACGCCGUCCUGCAUCACGAGGACCUCAUCGGCAAGCCCGGGGGCGUGUCCCUGUCUAACCUGUUCUUUCUCCCCAGGAUCGAGCGAUCCACUGACCAGGUCAUCAAGCCUGUGAACCUGGAAGCACUCUCCAAGUGGACCGGCCACAUUCCUGGGGACGUGGUACGGGACAUGGCCCAGAUCGCCCCCAUGCUGGCUCGGCUCGGCUAUGACCCCUAUGCAAACCCGCCCAACUACGGCAACCCUGACCCCAUCGUCAUCAACAACACGCAUCGGGUCUUGAAAGGCGACUAUAAAACACCAGCCAAUCUGAAAGGAUAUUUUCAGGUGAACCAGAACAGCACCUCCUCCCACUUAGGAAGCUCAUGAUUUCCAGAUCUCUGCAGAUUGUUGCUGAGAGAAGACACUUUGCAUUCGAGUGGAAAUCGGACCUCUAAUCCAAGCAUAUUGCUUGCUAUUCACCGCCAAAACAGGACUGCUAAUGAGGAAUGUAUUUGCAUCUGUUUGCAAAAGCUGAAUCACUGACAGCUUACCUGGAGACUCCCUCCCUACCUUUGGGCACUCCUAGGGGUGGAGAACCAAGAGUGUGGCAGUAGUCCAGCUUUUGAAAUUUAGGUAUUUUUUAAUCUUUCCCCUCAAGAACUUUUUUUUAAAGAAAUGGAUUUGCCAUUUUUCUUAAUUUGCAGGACUGCCUUGGUGGCUUUGUUUGCGGGGACAAGACCCACACCUGUGCCUCUCCUAUUGACCCUUUUAAAUUCAAAGGAUCUAUUUAAGAAUUUAAUAUAUGAGAUUUUCUUUGAUUCUUCCUCGGUUCUACUCAGAUUCAGAGGGAAAAAAAUUAUUUGAAUAAAGUGAACAGGGACUUA
Canis lupus familiaris (dog) is the source of this 2064-nucleotide messenger RNA. RefSeq names its product tyrosylprotein sulfotransferase 2 (gene TPST2). Gene Ontology annotation, molecular function: protein-tyrosine sulfotransferase activity. Gene Ontology annotation, biological process: peptidyl-tyrosine sulfation. Bases 416 to 1567 code for a protein of 383 amino acids. Gene Ontology annotation, cellular component: Golgi apparatus. Lineage: Eukaryota; Metazoa; Chordata; Mammalia; Carnivora; Canidae. The record is from RefSeq and is a predicted model, not a curated record. The transcript has 7 exons.